UUUUGACUACACUGUGACGUCUUCACGGCUGUACAAUAUAAAUAAUGAAGGUUUCUUUGAAAUAUUCGUAGCAUACUUAUCGGAGUUUAUGACGGCAAUAAAAUCAGUAGGCACCUCAAAAUCAUCCAUUGAAUGGGCUACGUGUGAUAGAUAUGGAACUGGUACCUUGCUACGGGUAUCUAUCUUAUCUCACCACUAGAAAUUUGAAGCCUCAUUGUUAAGACGCGCCAAACCGAGAAGAAAUGUCUACCUUAUCGAAACCUAUCCCUCCAUUAUAUACCGUCUAUAUAUUACGUUCAACCGUCCGCAAUGCCUCGUUAUAUAUUGGCUCGACGCCUAAUCCACCACGGCGGCUUAAGCAACACAACGGUGAGGUCAAAGGUGGCGCCGCACGCACGUCGAGGAGGAAACUGAGGCCGUGGGAGAUGGUCGGUCUCGUAUCAGGCUUCCCUGGAAUGGUAGCUGCCUUGAAAUUUGAAUGGGCUCUUACCAAUCCUCACGUAUCACUACAUAUUCCAUCUACAUCUCGGAUAUCCACUGCAGCGGGUAAGAAGCGGAAUGGCCGUCCUAAGCGUCCACGGCAUACCCUAACAUCUAUACUAUCGAACAUACAUCUUCUCCUACGUGUUCCUAGUUUCUCAAGAUGGCCUCUGAAUUUACACUUCUUCGCGCCUGAGGUUCACGAAGCUUGGAAUAAAUGGUGCAAUACGGUAGAUGAGCCUCUUCGGGAUACAAUUCGGGUAUCGACUGAUUUCAACCCGGCGGAAACUAGUCAGGGAAAUAGUGAGAGCUCUGAUACCGAGAAUGAGUUAGAGCGGCUUUGGGGUAUCCAUGCCCUGCCGCUCGACUACGCCCCGAUGAAGACAUAUGUAAUGAAGACACAGUCCAUUUAUGAAUUUGAGAGGGAAGGUGACUGCAUAGUCUGCCGAGAGCACCUUGAUCCGGGCAAGGGCCUCUACGCAACAUGCUCAAAUGCUGAUUGCGAGGGCACCGGUCACGUAUCAUGCUGGAGUAGACAUCUGCUUGGAAAAGAGGCCGGCGAGGACAUCAUACCUAUAUCUGGACGCUGUCCAAGGUGCAAAGGUGAAGUAGUAUGGGGUGAUCUCAUGAAGGAGACGAGCUUGAGGAUAAGAGGGGCUAAGGAGAUUGAGAAGCUUCUUAAGAAACCUAGAAAACGAAAGACACGAGCUGAGUCUAAUAUAUAAAAUUGCAAUCCUUUUGAUAUAGACUUUCGUAGAUCCCUCGAUUUUUAUAGCGAGGCGUUAGGCGUUAUUAGAUGAGGCCGGGAACGAGUACUUUGUGUUUG
Molecule: messenger RNA, 1306 nt
Organism: Daldinia loculata
Lineage: Eukaryota; Fungi; Ascomycota; Sordariomycetes; Xylariales; Hypoxylaceae
Exons: 2
Coding region: 243-1205 (320 amino acids)
Biological process (GO): double-strand break repair via homologous recombination
Cellular component (GO): Slx1-Slx4 complex
Molecular function (GO): 5'-flap endonuclease activity; crossover junction DNA endonuclease activity
Source: RefSeq, a predicted model, not a curated record